UGCUGCCACCGCGAAUCGCCGCCCGAUGCCCUGGUUGCCGGUUAUCCUGGGAGGUUUCGCCACCUUGGGGAGUUUGGCUACAAACUAUUAUAAGGGCUGGCCAUUGUAUGCACAGUUUUACCGCACUCUGAUCUUGGGCGGAGGCGCGUACGGAAUAGGGUAUGGGAUUCAUAAGACAUAUGAACGACGCAAGCAUGUUCGUCUACAUGCCAUUGAACACUACAAAUCCAUGUUUCCCGACCGUUUCCCUCAGCGCAAAGUCCAAACAUACAACGACAUCAUUUCCCCGUGGACUCCAAACCGCUGAUAGUUACCUGUUCUCUUCCUGCCUCCUUCCUUCUAUGAACUACCUCUUUGAAAGUAGCUAUGAAAAAUAGAAUGUGGUCUCCACU
Molecule: messenger RNA, 392 nt
Organism: Opisthorchis viverrini
Lineage: Eukaryota; Metazoa; Platyhelminthes; Trematoda; Opisthorchiida; Opisthorchiidae
Exons: 3
Coding region: 26-307 (93 amino acids)
Biological process (GO): mitochondrial electron transport, NADH to ubiquinone
Cellular component (GO): mitochondrial inner membrane
Source: RefSeq, a predicted model, not a curated record